Molecule: messenger RNA, 4442 nt
Organism: Theobroma umbraticum
Lineage: Eukaryota; Viridiplantae; Streptophyta; Magnoliopsida; Malvales; Malvaceae
Source: RefSeq, a predicted model, not a curated record
CAUGUAUAAUCUGGUACUGCUUCCUACAGGUCUAAGCACUCUUCAUUUCCCUAUUCCUUUCUCCCAUCUAGGCCUGAAGUGGAAUGAUCUUUUUCAAGCAACUUGAUUUGUUCUUUUCACCAAAGUGAUAACCAAGAUCAACACCGUACAAAAAAAAUAAAGAGAAGGGAAAGCAAACCCACUUCUACAAUUACCUUAAUCAUUAGUUUGAUCCAUGAUCAAUUAAAAUAUGAUCAAAAGUUUAAAACCAGAAACCCCAUUAAGAUCACAUUCCAAUUAAGAUCACCAUCACAGUUUUGCAGCCAGUACCGUUGUUUUCAAAUUCCGGCCCGUCACUCUAUCUCGAUGCUUUCGUUUUCGGAAGAUUGGUGGACUCUCUGCAGUCACUUGUUCUGAAUUCCGUCGCCAUGCGUUUGCUUUUCAGCUUGUGGUGAGUGUUGGUUCCCUCGUGAAUAUCCAGAAACCACCCGAACCUUUACUUUUGCAGCCUCGCUUGCUGUUGGUGGGAUAUUUGUUGCUUUAUCCAGUUUGCUGUCUACAAAGUACAAAACUUUGUGCUUUACUUUGCUUGUUGUUUUUUGUAUUUUUUCUUUCUUUUAUCCAUAAAGCGUUAUGCUGUUGCUUAAUUAAUUAGUCUUUAGUUCUCCAUGCCAGAACUUGAAAUGGGUUUGUCUUGUUCUUUUGGGAGACUUACUUCACUAAGCUAAAUUUUUAAAAAAUUCUUUUUGGGCUCUUUGCCUUCUGGGUUUGUUAGUGUUGCUACUUCCCUUGUAACGGAAUGAUUCCCUUUGCUUUCCGUGGAUAAUACAGAUUUCUGGUUAAUUUUGAUCUGAUUCUAAUAUUUGUUCAGCGUGACCAUUAAUUCAUAGACAAAUUGGUGGAUUCCGUUUAUUCAUCUUCUGUCAUGUGCUUGAAGAUAGAUGGUCAGUGGUCAGAAAUGUUAUUCAGUAUCACCAUGAACCUGGUUUUGCUGCUGUCAACUUCCAUUCUCUUUAUUGGAGUGUUUUCAGAAGAGGCUUCGAAACCUGAUGUUGUCAAUGUUGGAGCUAUUUUCUCAUUUAAUUCUAUCAAUGGGAAAGUUGCAAAGGUUGCAAUGAAGGCUGCUGAGAAUGAUAUUAACUCUGAUCCUAGUGUUCUUGCUGGUAGGAAAUUGACUAUAAGCCUGCAUGAUUCUAACUACAGCUCAUUUCUUGGCAUUAUUGGAGCAUUGCAAUUUAUGGAGACUGAUAAAGUAGCAAUAAUUGGUCCACAAAAUUCUGUGAUGGCUCACGUCCUAUCACAUCUUGUAAAUGAACUCCAUGUUCCACUAUUGUCAUUCACGGCCCUAGAUCCCAGCCUGUCACCUCUGCAGUAUCCUUUCUUUGUUCAAACAGCCCCAAAUGACCUAUUCCAGAUGAUUGCCAUUGCUGAGAUGGUUAGUUAUUUUGGUUGGGCUGAUGUAAUUGCUCUUUUUAGUGAUGAUGAUCAGAGCCGAAAUGGUAUAAUCACAUUAGGCGAUAAACUUUCCGAGAGACGUUGCAGAAUUUCUUAUAAAGGUGCACUUUCACCAGACCCAACAGCAACACGAAGUGAAGUUUCUAGAGAAUUAGCUAAGAUUCAAAUGAUGGAAUCUCGAGUAAUUGUUCUUCACACUUUCUCAAAAACAGGUCUCUUGGUCUUUGAUGUGGCCAAGAGCCUUGGAAUGAUGGGGAAAGAAUAUGUUUGGAUAACUUCUAGUUGGCUGUCCACUGUUCUAGAUUCAACUUCUCCACUUAAAUCAGAGACAGCAAACUCAAUCCGAGGAGCACUAACACUUCGUCCUCAUACACCUGAUUCGAAAAGGAAAAGGAAUUUUAUGUCUCGUUGGAACCAGCUGAGUAACGGUUCUAUUGGGUUUAACCCUUAUGGUCUAUAUGCGUAUGAUACUGUUUGGAUGAUUGCUCGUGCAGUAAAGUUGUUACUAGAUCAGGGCGGCACCCUUUCAUUUUCCAAUGAUACAAGAUUGAAUGGUCUUAGUGGGAGGACUCUUAACCUUUCUGCAUUAAAUACAUUUGAUGGUGGGAAGCAGUUGCUUAAAAACAUAUUGGAGACAAAUACGACAGGUCUGACAGGCCCUAUGCAGUUUAAUCAAGAAAGAUCCCUGAUAAAUCCUUCAUUUGACAUUAUUAAUGCAAUUGAAACUGGGAAUCAACUUAUUGGAUACUGGUCUAACUACUCCGGUCUUUCCAUUGUGUCACCAGAGACACUUUAUGGUAAAAAGCCUAACCGUUCUAGUUCAAACCAACAGUUAGACAGUGUGGUAUGGCCUGGAGGAGAAACAACAAAGCCUCGUGGAUGGGUUUUUCCGAACAAUGGAAGAGAACUAAGAAUUGGAAUUCCAAAGCGAGUUAGCUACCGAGACUUUGUGUUGCUAGUCAAUGGCACGGAUAAUGUGGAAGGAUAUUGCAUAGACGUAUUCCUUGCUGCAAUUAGAUUGCUUCCAUAUGCUGUUCCAUACAGGUUCAUUCCGUUUGGAGAUGGCCAUAAGAACCCAAGCUAUUAUGAGCUUGUCAGUGAAGUUAGUGCUGGUGUCUUCGAUGGUGUCGUAGGUGACAUUGCCAUUGUGACAAACCGAACAAAAAUAGUAGAUUUCACUCAGCCAUAUGUAGAAUCUGGGCUGGUUGUGGUAGCUCCAGUCAAAAAGAUAAGUUCGAGUCCUUGGUCCUUCUCGCGGCCAUUUACUCCAUUAAUGUGGGCAGUCACGGCAGCGUUUUUCCUCAUUGUGGGAGCAGUUGUGUGGAUCCUUGAACAUAGAAUAAAUGAUGAAUUCCGGGGCCCUCCUAAGCAGCAAAUUGUCACAAUUUUGUGGUUCAGCUUCUCUACAAUGUUUUUUGCCCAUAGAGAAAAUACAGUGAGCUCGCUGGGACGCCUUAUACUGAUUAUCUGGCUUUUCGUAGUUCUGAUAAUCAACUCAAGCUACACUGCAAGCCUGACAUCAAUCCUCACGGUGCAACAGUUGUCAUCACCCAUCAAAGGAGUUGAUACCUUAAUUAGUAGCAAUGAACCGAUAGGCUUCCAAGUAGGGUCUUUUGCUGAAAACUAUCUGAUAGAGGAACUGAAUAUUCCAAAAUCAAGACUUGUUUCUCUUGGCUCACCAGAAGAAUAUGCCCAUGCCCUGCAGAGUGGAAGGGUAGCUGCAAUAAUUGAUGAGCGACCCUAUGUGGACCUCUUCCUCUCAGACCACUGUAAAUUCUCAAUUAGAGGCCAGGAGUUUACUAAAAGUGGAUGGGGAUUUGCAUUUCCUAAAGACUCUCCACUAGCCAUUGACAUGUCUACUGCCAUUCUUGCUCUAUCUGAGAAUGGUGAGCUUCAGAAGAUUCAUGACAGAUGGCUGUCAAGGAAGGCUUGUAGUUCUGAGGCUGAAUCUGAACAGCUUGACUUACAAAGCUUCUGGGGGCUAUUCCUUAUAUGUGGAAUUGCAUGUGUUCUUGCUCUCCUCGUGUACUUUUCGUUGAUGUUUCGCCAGUUCAGCCGGCACUGUCCUGAGGUACCUGAUUCUACAAUCCCUGCAAGCUCCCGUUCUGCACGUCUUCAAACAUUUCUAUCAUUCGUUGAUGGGAAGGUAGAGAAACCCAAAAGCAGCUCAAAAAGAAAACGUGAGAGUAUUUCAGGAAAUGGUUAUCAUAAAGAGGAGGAAUUGACUUUUAGAUCGGGGAGGAUUGAGAGGGACAUUUCCCAUGAAAGGCAGAAUGGUGACUCAUGGCUCGUUAAAUAAUAUGGUCAGUUGCAAUUGAAUACUACUACUCUCACGGAUCACUUCAUCCUCCAGUUUAGAAGGAUCGUCUUUGAUGUUCUAGGUAGAGAUUGUUCACCCCCAUUCUCUGCUCCAGUGGUCCUCCUGGGGUUUCAGCUGAUUCAAUCAUCUAUACAGAGGCAUUAACGUAAAAAUGUAACAUAUUACAUAUAUGAUUAUGAUCUAUAAGAAACAGUGUGAAUGUUUCUCAAGUAUAGUACUUCACAGCAUGCAGAAUUGAUCACUGCAGUUCCUUGUUCAGAUCAUAGUGAAUGCGAUGCCCCUACCCUUUUCUUUCAAGAAAAAUCAUAGGCUUGCUACCGAGCUUGUUACCCCUUUGGCCACUCUGUGCUGGCCAUUUCCGUGGGGGAAUCAAGCACCAUGAAGGAAAAUGCCGGAACCUUCAGCGCAACUGAUUAAUAGCUGCUGGAAUGGGUACCAAGUUUAGGCUUGUAGACUGUUUGGUUUCAGGUGCUGUAUGUUAUUCCUGCUACCAAGACAAAAGUUUCAGGUGCUGUUUGGUCUUGGGAGUUAUUGUUGGGAGCAAGGAAACGUUUUCAAUCAGCCCCAUACCACAAUAAAUAAAUGAGAUCCUUCACAACGCUCUUGUUCAGUUUGUUUAGUAGCCGAAGGCCCAACUUCAGCCGGGCUGUAAAUAAUGCUAAACCUUGCGUCCAAUCAAAGGUUGCCU